AUGGAUAAAAACCGUACUUGUGGCUCAAUAAAUAUUCCUUUAGACUUUUGUCCAUGUCUUGAAUACGAAGAUCUCAACUAUGGUGAUAAAGAACAGAUGAAAAAAAUUGAUAAUAUAAUUUCUUUGGGAGUGACUAAAAUCAACGACAUGUUAACAGAAUAUAAUUUUAAUUCAGUAUGUCAUACCUUUGCUUUUAAACCAUCCAAAGCAGACAGCAAAAAUAUUACUGUAUCUUUUAAAAAUGGGUUUAUAUCGUCUGCAAAUGAAGUAUACACAAUCAUCGUUAAAGUAAAUGGAUAUAUGCCAGCCAAGAUUGAAGGUGAAUCUUUAAAUGAGUAUAGGGAAAAGUCCGCAAAACAA
This is a messenger RNA of Cetraspora pellucida, 360 nucleotides long. NCBI's taxonomy places the organism in Eukaryota, Fungi, Glomeromycota, Glomeromycetes, Diversisporales, Gigasporaceae. The record is from the annotation of a GenBank genome assembly.